Messenger RNA from Cheilinus undulatus (humphead wrasse), 1422 nucleotides. RefSeq names its product lin-37 DREAM MuvB core complex component (gene lin37). Gene Ontology annotation, cellular component: transcription repressor complex; Myb complex. The transcript is spliced from 9 exons. Gene Ontology annotation, biological process: negative regulation of transcription by RNA polymerase II. The record is from RefSeq and is a predicted model, not a curated record. The coding region runs from base 419 to 1150 and encodes 243 amino acids. Lineage: Eukaryota; Metazoa; Chordata; Actinopteri; Labriformes; Labridae.
CAGCAGAGGCCGUUGGUCAAAAAAUAAGCUAGUUAGCAACCGAAACAUAAGCUACCGAAUGUCGAGCUAGGUCUUGCUGUUUUUGCGUGUAGGAAACAGAUUCUUCCCUGGUGAUUUUAGGAAACAGUUAGGACUAGUUUUAAGUAAUUUAAUCAACGUACAAAGUUUUUGUCGCUGGGUGGCUGUAACGUUAUUCAACGCACCGCUUGCAAACUGUCUUUACCUUAACGCAGCUAGCUAGCUAACGUUUAGCAACCGACGUCCUGAAGCAGCCCUACGUUAUUUGUUGAGGCGUCAGUCAGCUGUCGAUAUCAACAAAAAGCGCUGUGUGUCGGUGUUCUCUUACAGCUGGGAAAGUGUGGUUGUACUGCUUGGUCUUUUUUAUUUUACAUACAAAAAAGGACAAAAGGAGUAGAUUAUGCAUCACGUCAAAGUGAAGACAGAAAGACCGGAUAUUGAUGGAACUGGUGCACGUAGCAGACUGGAUGCUGUACUAAAGGGGCUGGUUGAGAAGACUGAAAAUGAGAGGGAGCAAAAUGAGGGUGAGACUGGAAAGAUAUCAGCAGACUCUUUGAACAAGGAUUUGUCUCCAUCAUCUGCUGGAAAAAGGCCAUCAGCUCGUUUUCCACAGCAUCGGAGGAAGAAAAGAAAAGAGAUGGAUGAGGGCAUACCAGAAACCAAUCAGCAUAAACAAAAUUCGUACAUAAUAAAGUUGUUUGAUCGUAGUGUUGAUUUGGCUCAGUUCAACACCAGCACCCCACUAUAUCCGAUCUGCCGUUCCUGGAUGAGAAACAAUCCCUCUGUUCGAGAGCCUCUGGCAUCCCCAAGCCCCCCACACAGCAUGGUAGAGGAAGAGGUCACAGACAUGAUCAAUGGUAAAGGUCAGAAUGUGUACAGACUCCCUCCUCCGACCUCCUGUCCAGUCAGUCCAACGGGUGAACUCAUCAAUCUCAGGAUCCCACAGACGGAAAAACCCACUGUGACAAAGUUAACAGAACCGGUACCUCUACCAGGUUCUCUCAUAAUGGACCACAUGGAACGAUGGAAAAAGAUAAGACAAAAAUGGAAAGAGUGCUCUAACAAGAACCAGCUGAGAUACAGUGAGAGUAUAAAGAUCCUUAAGGAGAUGAAGGAGCUCUAUGAUCACUGAUGGCUCGUAAAUUCCAGAGAAUUAACUUGUAAAGCAACCAUGGCAAACAACGUAUGAAACACCUGCCACCUACACGAUUAGACUCAUAGGAAGCCUUAACACAGCCUUGCGCCUUAAGCAAACCAACCUUUCUAUCCACUGUGGGCAAAAGCUAAAUUGUAGGUUUAGGUUUUUGCAAUGUAUUUUGCAUGAAUCCCCUCUUGUGUGAUUUUGAAAUGUUGUAAUUCAUAACAAUACAGAGAACUAUUAAAAAAAUAAGUCUCCCUAGUUUU